AAAGCUCUUAUUGUGAGAUAUUUGAUCUCACUAAAAUAAUACCAAAUUCAAUAUUGGAGAGUUCUUCAAAGCUAAUUACACUGAUUGAUGGCACUAAUUGGAUUAAUCAAGAAAAUAUUGUUAAAGAUAACGUUGAUGAUGAAAAUCAAUAUGAAACAAUUUUGAUUAAAUUGCAAAAAAUUAUCAAGGAGAAUAAUCCUAGAAACAUCCUUAGAAUAGGAAUACAUUCUAUUGCAUCACCGUUUUGGAAAGCUAGAAAUUCCAAUGAUGUUUUUAGAUUUUUGCAUGCACUAAGAGGAUUGAUUAGAAAUACAUAUAGUUCGGCAAUCAUUACAAUACCAGCAUAUCUAUAUGAACCAAUAAAUGCAUCAUUUAUAAGAAAAAUUGAACAUAUUUGUGAUGCAGUUGUAGAAAUUGAAUCAUUUGCAGGAUCAUUGUCAAAAUCCAAUUUGAUUUAUUCAACAUCUUUUAAUGGUUUAUUUCGAUUUAAAUUAAGACGUAAAAGAUUUUCAAUUGAAGUGUUUCAUUUACCUCCUGAAGGUGAAAUCAAAGAGACAAAAUCCAAUAAUGAUAAUCUAGGAAUUAAUGAGCAGAAAAAUUUUGGUGAGGACUGGUAA
Messenger RNA from Entrophospora sp. SA101, 617 nucleotides. The record is from the annotation of a GenBank genome assembly. NCBI's taxonomy places the organism in Eukaryota, Fungi, Glomeromycota, Glomeromycetes, Entrophosporales, Entrophosporaceae.